Molecule: messenger RNA, 8133 nt
Organism: Linepithema humile (Argentine ant)
Lineage: Eukaryota; Metazoa; Arthropoda; Insecta; Hymenoptera; Formicidae
Source: RefSeq, a predicted model, not a curated record
UUGAAGGCGCGACGCCGUGUAGCAGCGUAGAAUUAUCGUAGGUAUAUUUUUUUCAUCUGUGCAAACGCGUAUUCGCGUCAGCGAUGUUCUUUAUAGUUUCGAUGCGAUGACCGCGACGUAUUCGUGAUUAUUUGCACGUGCUUUAGAGCCCUGCCCGUUUUUCGUUUUCCCCGUUCCUAUCGCGUGCUUGUUCUACGCGGUUUUCGCGAACGAGAAUCGCGGAAACGCCGGAUGAGUGCUGCAUAGCCGACGAUGACAUGUCGCGACGGGGUCGAUUCAGUGAGUGUGCAAUAGUGUUAAUCACGGUGCUGGCGAUGAUCAUCGACGGGCGAUUAGUAUGACGACAAGCUGACGGUUGCAUCCCUGUUCUACCUCCUCACGGCGUCGGCGGGGUUGACGAUUGAGCGGACAGUGGAAGGAUGCUGGGUAGCGUGGGAGGUCGACACGUGUCCACGCGUCGGCGUGGCAGCAAUCAGCUGGUGCGUGGAAGUGUGGGCCUCACCAGCUAUAGCACCGUGCUGGGUGGCGGUCCCGGAAACGCCGACGGCGGAGCGACGCAUUCGGAAUCAAUGCCCAAAUAUGCCACCAGAAGACGAAGGGCUGUCACCACCAGCGAUCAUAAGAGCUGCGCUCUCAUACAGACGCGGCUCAAGCUUGGCGAUAUUAUGUUGGCAGCAGCGCAAGAGGCGGCACAAAGGGACCCUGGAUACGCGAGUCAGUACUACGGGAGAAGGUCGAGGUUGGCCGGAUUGAGGAGUGGUCUCGGUGACUGGACUAGCUUUGGAGGGGAGGUACCUGGUCAGGACAUGGCGCCAGGCCGGGAUCAAGGCGGUGGGGCGGGUGGUGGUGGGGUGGGCGGCAAGGGCACCACGUCGCUGUUCAUCCUGUCGGAGGAUAACUGCAUACGGAAGCACACGCGCUUCAUCAUCGAGUGGCCGCCCUUCGAAUACGCCGUCCUGCUCACCAUCAUCGCUAAUUGCGUGGUCCUCGCCCUCGAGGAGCAUCUGCCGAAGGGGGACAAGACCAUACUCGCACAGAAGCUCGAGGCCACGGAGAUCUACUUCCUCGGGAUCUUCUGCGUCGAGGCGAGCCUCAAGAUCCUCGCCCUCGGCUUUGUCCUCCAUCGCGGCUCCUACCUGCGCAACAUCUGGAACAUCAUGGACUUCUUCGUCGUGGUGACCGGGAUCAUCACGGCGUUCUCGUCAGGCAUGCAAUCGGAAGGCAAGGAAAUGGAUCUGCGCACGUUGCGUGCGAUACGCGUGUUGCGACCGCUCAAACUUGUCUCCGGCAUACCGAGUCUUCAGGUGGUGCUCAAAUCUAUCAUCAAGGCGAUGGCGCCGCUCCUGCAGAUCGGCUUGCUGGUACUCUUCGCCAUCGUGAUAUUCGCCAUCAUCGGCCUCGAGUUUUAUUCGGGAACUCUGCAUAAAACGUGCUACAGUAUAAUGGACAUCAAUAUAAUCAUAAAGGAGGGCGAGCAGCCGAGCCCGUGCAACACGGACAUCGAAAGUGAGGCCCCCCUCGGGGCCCACGUGUGCGACCAGAACGUCUCGACGUGCAUGGAUCACUGGGAGGGACCAAACUCGGGCAUCACCAGCUUCGACAACAUCGGAUUCGCCAUGCUCACUGUCUUCCAGUGUAUCACUAUGGAGGGCUGGACUGCCAUAUUGUACUGGACAAACGACGCUCUUGGCAGCACGUACAACUGGAUUUACUUUAUACCAUUGAUCGUCCUCGGAUCAUUCUUCAUGCUGAACUUAGUUCUUGGUGUCUUGAGCGGAGAAUUUGCGAAGGAGAGAGAGAAGGUGGAGAACCGACAGUCCUUCCUGAAGUUGCGAAGACAGCAGCAGCUUGAGCGCGAGCUGAAUUGUUACCUCAAUUGGAUCUGCAAAGCAGAGGAGGUGAUACUCGCGGAAGAGAGGACCACGGAAGAGGAGAAAAUGCACAUAUUAGAAGUAAGAAGAAGAGCAGCGGCGAAGAAAAAGAAGCUGAAAAAUCUCGGCAAGAGCAAGAGCACCGACACGGAGGAGGAGGAAGGCGAGGACGACGGGGACGAUGGGUUCUCGAGAGCCUCCUACUUCAAGUCGAAGGUGAAAAAGCAGGGCACGUGCCUGCAGUUUUGGCGGGCCGAGAAGAGGUUUAGGUUCUGGAUACGCAAUUCCGUCAAGUCGCAACAGUUCUACUGGUUCGUCAUCGUCCUUGUGUUCUUCAACACCGUCUGCGUGGCCGUCGAGCAUUACGAUCAACCGAAGUGGCUCGACGAUUUCCUCUACUACGCAGAAUAUGUAUUCCUAGGCCUCUUCAUGAUGGAAAUGUUCAUAAAAAUGUAUGCGCUCGGUCCUCGCACAUACUUCGAAUCGAGCUUCAACCGCUUCGACUGCAUCGUCAUCUCGGGCUCGAUCUUCGAGGUGAUCUGGUCCGCGUUGAAGUCCGGCUCUUUCGGCCUCUCCGUCCUACGUGCCCUUAGACUCCUGAGAAUUUUUAAGGUCACCAAAUACUGGAAGAGCCUGAGGAACCUCGUGAUAUCGCUGCUGAGCUCGAUGCGCAGCAUCAUUUCUCUCCUCUUCCUGCUCUUCCUCUUCAUUCUUAUAUUCGCGCUGCUCGGUAUGCAGCUGUUCGGCGGCCAGUUCAAUUUCAAAGAAGGCACGCCGCCCACCAACUUCAACACCUUUCCCAUCGCACUACUCACUGUCUUCCAAAUCCUGACUGGAGAAGAUUGGAACGAAGUGAUGUACCAGGGUAUCGAGUCGCAGGGUAUGGCUCACUCGCUCUACUUUAUCGUGCUGGUGCUCUUCGGUAACUACACUCUGCUGAACGUCUUCUUGGCUAUCGCCGUCGACAAUCUCGCGAACGCGCAAGAGCUAAGUGCCGCCGAGGAGGAACAGAAGGAGGAGGAUAAGGAGAAACAGUUGCAGGAGCUCGAGAAGGAGAUCGAGUCGUUACAAAAGCCAGGGGACGGUGGCGCACCGAAGGUAGAAAUCUGCCCUCCAAGUCCAACACAAAAUUUAAAGUGCAAGACCGAUGGAGAGGGAAAAAGUGAAGAACGUCGUGUCAUCCUUUUCAGCAGAGACGGAAGAGGUGAAACCCAGACGUCCGAAGAGAGGAGGCAGGAUGAAGACGACGAAACGGGACCAAAACCAAUGCUGCCAUACUCCUCCAUGUUUAUACUGUCCCCUACGAAUCCCAUAAGAAGAGCCGCCCAUUGGGUCGUGAACCUUCGGUACUUCGACUUCUUCAUAAUGGUGGUGAUAUCGCUAUCGAGUAUCGCGCUGGCUGCCGAGGAUCCUGUCUGGGAAGACGCGCCGAGAAACACGAUCCUCAAUUAUUUCGACUACGCGUUCACCGGCGUCUUCACCAUCGAGAUGGUGCUAAAGAUAAUCGAUCUCGGCGUCAUACUGCACCCGGGCUCAUAUCUGCGCGAGUUUUGGAACAUUAUGGACGCGGUCGUAGUGAUAUGCGCCAUGGUGUCGUUCACCUUCGACAUGAUCGGCAGCCCGGCCGGCCAGAACCUCUCGACUAUCAAGUCGCUGCGAGUGCUGCGGGUGCUCAGGCCACUUAAGACGAUAAAGCGCGUGCCGAAGCUCAAAGCGGUGUUCGACUGCGUGGUGAACAGUCUCAAGAACGUCAUUAACAUUCUUAUAGUAUACAUAUUGUUCCAAUUCAUAUUCGCUGUGAUCGCGGUGCAGCUGUUCAACGGCAAGUUCUUCUAUUGCUCCGACGAGAGCAAGUAUACCAAGGAGGAUUGCAAUGGUCAAUACUUCGUUUUCGAGGAAGGAAACAUGCUGCCGGAGCUCAAGAACCGGACCUGGCAACUCCAGUCCUUUCAUUACGACAACGUGAUGGUGGCCAUGCUGACGCUGUUCGCCGUCCAGACCGGCGAGGGUUGGCCGCAGAUCCUGCAAAACUCGAUGGCGGCCACGUACGAAAAUCGAGGCCCUAUUCAAAACUUUCGCAUCGAGAUGUCCAUUUUCUACAUCGUGUACUUCAUUGUAUUCCCAUUCUUCUUCGUCAACAUCUUCGUGGCCUUGAUCAUUAUCACAUUCCAGGAACAGGGAGAAGCUGAACUGCAGGACGGUGAAAUCGAUAAGAAUCAGAAAUCUUGUAUAGACUUUACAAUACAAGCUCGUCCGCUCGAGAGGUACAUGCCGAAGGAGCGAAAUAGCGUAAAGUACAAAAUCUGGAGGAUAGUCGUAUCCACGCCAUUCGAAUAUUUUAUCAUGAUACUCAUCGUAUUAAACACAUUACUGCUUAUGAUGAAGUUCCAUCGGCAAAGCGAAUCGUACAAGAACACGCUGAAGUACAUGAACAUGUGCUUCACGGGGAUGUUCACUGUCGAGUGCAUUCUGAAGAUCGCCGCAUUCGGCGUAAAGAACUUCUUCAAGGACGCCUGGAACACUUUCGACUUCAUCACGGUGAUCGGCAGCAUCGUGGACGCCCUUGUGAUCGAGUUCGGGGAGCGGUACGUGCCUAGUGGUGGCCAGCUAGGAGAAAAGAAGGAGAACUUCAUCAACGUCGGCUUCCUGAGGCUCUUUCGUGCCGCCAGGUUGAUCAAAUUGCUCAGGCAAGGAUACACGAUACGAAUUUUACUGUGGACCUUCGUACAAUCCUUCAAAGCUCUGCCUUACGUUUGUCUCCUCAUAGCGAUGCUAUUCUUCAUCUACGCGAUCAUCGGUAUGCAGGUAUUCGGUAACAUCGCGCUGGAUCCUGAGUCUUCUAUUACUAAGCACAACAAUUUCCAAAGCUUCAUACAAGGUCUGAUGCUGCUUUUUCGGUGUGCCACGGGCGAGGCCUGGCCGAACAUCAUGCUGUCCUGCGUAAAGGGUCGUCCUUGCGACCCGAAGGCCGACAAGGACGCGGACGGCUGCGGCUCCAACAUCGCCUACGCGUACUUCGUGUCAUUCAUCUUCUUCUGCUCGUUUCUCAUGCUGAAUCUCUUCGUCGCCGUCAUCAUGGACAACUUCGAUUACCUCACGCGUGACUCGUCGAUCCUGGGCGCCCAUCAUCUCGACGAGUUCGUUCGGAUCUGGGCCGAGUACGAUCCGAACGCUACCGGCAAAAUCCACUACACGGAGAUGUACGACAUGCUGAAGAACAUGGACCCGCCGUUGGGGUUUGGCAACAAAUGCCCGAAUCGGCUCGCGUACAAGAAGCUCAUCAGGAUGAAUAUGCCGGUGGACGGUGAUGGCAAGGUGAACUUCACCACCACGCUGUUCGCCCUGAUUCGCGAGAAUCUUAGCAUAAAAAUGCGAUGCGCCGACGAAAUGAAUCAAGCUAAUGACGAACUGCGGGACACGGUCAGGAGUAUCUGGCCUUUACAAGCGAAAAAGAUGUUGGACCUUUUGAUACCUAGGAACGAAGAGUUGAACAGAGAUAAGCUCACCGUGGGUAAGAUAUACGUCUGCCUUCUGAUACUCGAAAGCUGGAGGUCGACGAAGUUUGGUCAGCUAAAGUCUAUCGAACAGAACGAUAACGAUCUUAUCGAUAACGAUAAUGCUGGGCAAAGUCCUGCAGCCCAGGCGUCUUCGGCCUUCCUCAACUGCCUGCUGGACAUGGCGGCGGUAAAUCACACCGGAAAUAAUCACGGAGCUGGAAGUAGGGCGAACAGCCUCGAACCGGUGAUACGACCGGCCACGGACGCGAAGCUCGAACGCCACAAAGAUCAGAGGGAUGAGGAGGAUGGAAUCAUGGGCGUCCUCGCAGCCGCCGAGCACAGACGUCAGCGUAGCAUCAGAAACAAAAAGGUGAACUGGAAGAUGUCUCGCCAGUACGAUAUACUAGGCAGCAGCGGAGAGAGUAGCCAGGGAGGGGGUGGGUCUGGGGUUGUACUCGUAGUUAAUGGCGAGGAUCGCGCCCCCGAGCUAGAGCCAUUGCUGGCCGAGGUGCCCUCCCAGCGGGAUGAUCAAAACAACUACUACCAUCACCAUCACGACCAAUACUACUACGAUACCGACAAUGAUCAAUACUAUGACCAUCACCAAUACUACCACCACCACCACCACCAUCACCAUCAUGAUCAUCAUGACCACCGACCACCCUCGUACUAUCAACACCAGAACACCUACGUACCUCGCUCCUCGAUCCGUUACCACAAGGAGCUGCAAGACGUCGUACCGUCCGACUCGCGUGCCGGUAGCCUCGAGAGUCUCACGCAUCCUGGUGACCGAGUCCUUCGUCCGCAUCAUCCCUCGGCGCCUCCACCGAGGCGUUCGCGAUCGCCAAGUAUAAGAAGACACUCGCCAAUAAUGCCUAGAUCGCCAUCGCCAAGGCGACACGGUCGAUACGACCAUCACGGUCAUUACCACGAAGGACCAGGGUUUAGCGACACCGUUAGCAACGUCGUCGAGAUACAAAGGCACACAACAACACAUCACCACGCAUCACAGUAUAAUCAUCGGCAUAGGAUACGAGAUUAUUACGACCACUGCGACUAUUACGACGAUGGUCCGUGGAGCGCCUCGACGAGCCCGGCCAGAUCGCCGAGUCCGGUUCACCGGAUCGAGCGCGGUCAUUACGGUACGACCAGUCUGGAGCAGCGUUCGAGGAGCCCGAGCCCGAUAGGCGGCAGUCGUCCCCAUCAUCAUCAUCAUCGCCAUCAUCCGCAUCAACACAGCUACCCGGUGCUGGUCGCGAGACGGGGCCAGGGUCGCCGACUGCCGCCGACGCCGAACAAGCCGUCGACCCUGCAGCUGAAGCCGGCCAACAUCAAUUUUCCCAAGCUGAACGCCUCGCCCACCCACGGACCGCACGUGAUGGCGCCGAGCGGACCCCCGCACGCGCCAGUAGGACCCGUGCCGGGCCACGUGCUGCAGCACCCGCAUCCGCCGUCGCACAUACCGUCGGGCCACCAUCCGCUGAGCUUCGAGCAGGCUGUCGCGAUGGGCCGCGGCGGUCGUCUGCUGCCUAGCCCGGUGCCCAACGGCUACAAGCCGCAACCGCAGUCCAAACAGAGAGCGCCCAGGUCGAGGCACUCGGACAGUGACGAAGACGAUUGGUGCUAGCCAAAGUGGGACCCUGGACGGUGGUCCGGUGACGUGGACGCCCCCAGGCGUCUUAGGGUUUGCGCGUGAUGGUCGUCCACGUAGGACGCGCGUUAAUUACGCUGUGAGGGCAACGGAAGUGCCGCGGUCGACGGGCCCGGAGUCGGUCAAAAACGGUUCCGCGAAGGAGCGGUCCACGGCAUUGCGGCAUGUUCCGGCACAUUGGCGACCGAAAGGGGUCUAAGAGAGUUGAAGGCCGGAGAAGACAAUUCGACCGGUGUUCGGAUCGAUCUCGAAGGCUGAACACGGCGACCGAACAGGGUCAACGAAAAGAGAAAAAUACACGAGAAAAACGAUUUGAUUUUUCGCAAAAUACAAGGGAGAUUAAUGAGAGCAAAUCAUUAACAAGAUGAUGAAUCCGCGAAUUCUACGAUCGAGAUGCAAUCAAACGGCUGUGCUCGAAGAUUCGACGUGGAGUCUAAAGACCGAGCCAGCGGGAUCGGCAAUAGGAAUAAUCGCGCCUGGCGCAAAGCAGAAAGGUGUAAAUUUUAUUCAAUCGCCGACGUCGGGGACGCUUUACGACGGCGCGAGGCGACGGUCGGCGACGAUCGGUCUCUCGAGAUCGCAAGCGGUGGCUAUAUACAUCGAGAGACAAGUCGGUGGUGGGUUGCAGUGAAACUCGUCGUGCGCGACAGUGAUAGAGAAAUCGAACGGACGUUUCGGGAGCUCGAACCCUCCAACUGUACGCGCAUGAGUUGAUAUUUCAAUCUUCCCUCGCGUCGAUCGAGCGAGGACCGCCGGGGAGGAACCUACUUUUUAUACGAUUUUCCGGAGGAGAGACUCGUCGAACGCCCGAAUGCGCUGUGAUCACCACAAAACGUUCUCUUAUGUGUGUGUAUGUGUGUAUGUUUAUGCAUGUAUGUACGUACGUAUGAUCUUGGCAUGUAUGCGUAUGAAACCCCCCUUCCCCCACAAUUCGUCGGAAAUCGCGACUGAUGUAUCGAAUCGUUCCACCUCCGUGGAAAUGCCGAUAAUUAGCGAGUUAGUUUCAAUGUUCAACGACGACGUUGAUUAAGAGACACCGAUCGAGGGAGACUGAAGCAAGCAGAAAAAGCGAUCGUCUAGGAUCGCCGCUUUCAGUUUACGAAAAAAUAAAAAA